CUCCAGUGCAAGCAGAGUUGCUAGUGGAUUAGUAACCACAUGUAUCAGACUCUCAAUCGUUCCUGAAUCUUUGAGUGUUUGCUGCCAACUGGUCUAGAAUGGAUUCAGACUGUCUUUCAAGCAGAUCUUCCUCACCAGAAUUUGACAGAGGAGAAAGCCCCCAGUUCUUGACUGGGGCAAUGUUCCAGACACAUAAUAGUGUGGGACAGAGACUGGCUACCAGAGCGAGAGUAAAAGCUGGCAAGACUGAACUUACCCAAGACAAUCUACACGAGCUUCGUCUAAAGGUGAACAGUCGCGAAAGACAACGCAUGCAUGACCUCAACCAAGCCAUGGAUGGUCUGCGGGAAGUGAUGCCAUACUCCCACGACCCCUCUGUGCGAAAGCUCUCCAAAAUUUCCACCUUGAUAUUGGCUCGAAACUACAUAGUUAUGUUGUCUAAUUCUGUAGAGGAAAUGAAAAGGCUGGUCAAUGAUGUAUAUGGAACUCACCGUGCUCCAGGGUGUCCCAGCUCUCUAUCCACCCGAGUGCCACAACUACCCCCAGUAAUGGGAACAUUGCCAACAUCAGACUAUGCCACUUAUUUAAGUUUGUCCUCUUCAGAUAUUUGCCAACCUUCUGCUACAGCUCAACAUUUUCUUGGGCUGCCAUGCCCAUGCCACCUUUGCCAGUAUCUGCCACAACCACCACCAAGGACUGCUGCUGAUGCUGUUUCACUUUCAAGACCCAGAAAAUAAUCAGUGGGGGAGAAAGAACUGAACUUUUUGUGACUUGCAGGUAACCUAAACUUUUCACAAAUCAACCCACCCAGGGCUCAAAGAUCAGUUUUAUUUCGUCUGGCUCCUUGAGUGAAACUGCUUAUAUCCAAAGGACAUUAAUGUACUGUGUAUCUGUAGUACUCUCUGUUCCUGGGUGCCCCGCGCUCUGUUUUCAAUGCAGUGCUUCUUUGUUGCUUUUCUAAAUGGUAUUCAUAUAUAUUAAUAUUUUACUGUACAUAUAUAGAGUGUAAUUUUUAUAAAUAAAAUGUAAAAAUCUA
This is a messenger RNA of Xenopus laevis (African clawed frog), 1036 nucleotides long. RefSeq names its product oligodendrocyte transcription factor 4 L homeolog (gene olig4.L). Gene Ontology annotation, biological process: positive regulation of transcription by RNA polymerase II; sensory organ development; axon development. Lineage: Eukaryota; Metazoa; Chordata; Amphibia; Anura; Pipidae. The coding region runs from base 99 to 737 and encodes 212 amino acids. The transcript has a single exon. Gene Ontology annotation, cellular component: nucleus. Gene Ontology annotation, molecular function: DNA-binding transcription factor activity, RNA polymerase II-specific; DNA-binding transcription factor activity; protein dimerization activity. The record is from RefSeq and is a predicted model, not a curated record.